This is a messenger RNA of Paramormyrops kingsleyae, 1352 nucleotides long. RefSeq names its product angiopoietin-2. The record is from RefSeq and is a predicted model, not a curated record. Gene Ontology annotation, cellular component: fibrinogen complex. Gene Ontology annotation, biological process: platelet aggregation; blood coagulation, common pathway; fibrinolysis. NCBI's taxonomy places the organism in Eukaryota, Metazoa, Chordata, Actinopteri, Osteoglossiformes, Mormyridae. Gene Ontology annotation, molecular function: protein-macromolecule adaptor activity; extracellular matrix structural constituent.
AUGACGGUCCUGCUGCUGCAGGGUCGCGUCCUCGUGACAGUGUGGAGCCUUUGGCUGGCAUCGGGCAGCAACGAAACGGGCAUCCGCGAGGGCACGCAUGCGAGCCUGUGCGGUGAAUACAGCAGCCGCGCGACGGCGAACGGCACGUGUCGGCUGGUGGCCACCGUGCCGCAGCUGGAAGGCCGGCGCUGCCCGGACCUGUUCCGCUGCACGGACGAGGUCUCCUACUGGCUGCACGAGAACGACGAGCGCAAACAGCAGAUGGCGGACCUCAAGGAGACAAUCUCCGAGCUCCAGGAGGAGCUGCGCAACCAUCGGCAUCGCAUCAACGUCCUGGAGCUACAGAAUGACGAUAAGAACGGCCUCAACCUGUCUCUGGGGCAAAGGUUCCACGCCCAGGAGCAGCGGAACACAGAGGCCGGCACUCUGCUGCACAUCCACGGUGCCCUCAUCUACGACAUGCAGAUGCAGAUACGCAACCUCUCCAUGCUGGUGGAGAAGGUGCGGCACAACCCCGGCUGCAUGGUCAACAUCAUCCGCACCAGCCCCCUCCUCAGCACCCAGGAAGCCCUCCACCCAGAGGUCCAGCAUGUGAGAAAUUGCCCUAUUGACUGUGCCUCCCUGUACUACAAUGGGGUGCACAGGUCUGGAAUCUAUAUUGUGGUCCCUUCACUGAGGGCAGUGCCAGUUGAAGUAUUUUGUGACAUGGAAACUGAGGGUGGUGGGUGGACAGUGAUCCAGCGACGGCAGGAUGGCUCAGUAAACUUCAACCGCAGCUGGAAGGAGUACAGGGAAGGUUUCGGGGACCUGAAGACAGAGUUCUGGCUGGGCAAUGAGCAUAUCCACGAGAUAUCCAACCAGGGAGACUACAAGCUGCGUAUUGAUCUGGAAGACUGGAAGAGCAAGCACAAGCAUGCCCUCUACGAGAACUUUCGCGUGGAUGAUGAGGAGAGCCGCUACCGCCUUCACGUGAGUGGCUUCAGCGGCACCAUAGAGGACAGCUUCAGCUGGUACCAUGACAAGCAAAGCUUCAGCACUCCCGACGUGGGGAACAUAUGUGCUGAGAUCGCGCAGGCUGGCUGGUGGUACCAUCACUGCUUCUAUGCCAACCUCAACGGGGUGUACUACAAGGGUGGUCGUUACUCGGCCAAAGGAAAGAAUCUGCUGGGUCCAAAUGGCAUCGUAUGGUACACGUGGAAGGACUCGGAUUACUAUUCACUCAAGAAGAUUCCAGUUUCCUCCAAUGGGUGCCCUUUGAAAUCACGGCUCAUUCCGGGGGGAGCUCGCUUUGGCUGCUAACAGCUGUGCCUGGCUUGAAAAACAGAGAUAAUUAAUGUCAUUUUACAACUGGA